CGGGCGAGCCAGCGCCCCACACCGUCCGUCGUCCCGUCCUCUGUUUUGCCCAGGGCCAACAACGGGUCGAGUGGAACCAACGCCCGCCAUUAGAAGAGAGAAGAGAGAAUAGAGAUAGGUGUGGGGAGGAGGCAGACGAGAGGCGUAGGGAAUUCGGCCGACGGGGGUGUGUGGAGGGAGUGAGUGAGUGCGAGAGGGAGAGGGGCGGGGCUGUGACGAGCGAGCGUGGGCUGCUGGCGAUCGCGGGAGCGAUGACGACGGCGGCCGGCAUGCCGGGGUCGUCGCCGGUGGGCUCGGCGGCGGCCGCGGCUGGCGGUCCCGCGGCGCCCGAGGUGGCGGCAAGGGACGCGGUGAUCGGGUGGUUCCGCGGCGAGUUCGCCGCGGCCAACGCGAUGAUCGACGCGCUGUGCGGCCACCUGGCGCAGAUCGGCGGCGGCGGCGCCGAGUACGACCCCGUCUUCGCCGCGCUCCACCGACGCCGCGCCAACUGGUUCCCCGUCCUCCACAUGCAGAAGUUCUACCCCGUCACCGACGUCACCGCCGAGCUGCGCCGCGUCGCGGACGCCCGCGCCGCCGCCGCAGCCGCCGCCGUCGCGGGGUCCUGCUGCUACUCGGAGGAGGCCACGUCCACGGUGAUCCAGGAGCCCAUGGAAGACCUCCCCGCUGAGGCUGAGGCUGAGGCUGAGCCUGAGCCCGAACUGGAGCCGGAGCACGAGCAGGAUCCUGUACUACAGGAUCCGGCACCGGCGGCCGAGGAGGCUGACGGCACCGUCAUCGACCCCGCCGUGGAGUACCACGAGCAGGACGCGGAGGUGGAUUCCUCCGGGGAUUCGUCGGAGCGGAAGGCCCCCUCCACGGAAGACGACACCGUAGCAGACGGACAUCAUACUGAUCAAGGAUCUCAAGGGGAACACAGCCUACCAGAGAGCUAUCCCAUCUGCUCUGACCACGAGGAGUGCAUUGCCCGUCCUGAGAGGAUCAAGAUCCAGAAAGGUUUCGUGGCCAAGGAAUCCGUGAAGGGGCACAUGGUUAAUGUCGUCAAAGGCUUGAAGAUAUAUGAAGACGUCUUUACAACAUCGGAGAUCGUGAAAGUUGCAGAUUUCAUCAAUGAAAUUCGUCAGGCUGGCAGAAAUGGAGAACUUUCAGGUGAGACUUUCAUAUUCUUCAACAAGCAGAUCAAAGGAAACAAGAGGGAGAUCAUACAGCUCGGUGUCCCGUUAUUUCAACCUACCACAGAGGAAGCUAAUUGUCACACAGAACCAAUCCCCCUUGUCCUGCAGGCUGUCAUUGACCACCUUGUUCUUUGGCGUUUAAUACCAGAAAGCAGGAAGCCAAACAGUGUCAUCAUCAACUUCUUCGAUGAGGAUGAACAUUCGCAGCCCUACUUCAAGCCUCCCCAUCUGGACAACCCCAUUUGCACUCUUCUGCUGUCUGAAACUACGAUGGCAUUUGGCAGGUCACUCGUCACUGACAGCAACGGCAACUACAAGGGACCUCUCACACUCUCACUAAAGCAAGGGUCCCUAUUAGUGAUGCGUGGGAACAGUGCCGACAUGGCGCGCCAUGUGGUGUGUCCGUCGUCCAACCGGCGCGUGAGCAUCACGUUCGCAAGGGUGAGGCCAUCCACGCCGGUGGACCUGAGCCCACUCCCGUCCCCCACCAAGGCUAUGACGCCCUGGCAGCCGCAGCCGGCCACUGGCUCCCAGGUGGCGGCGCCCGCGUGCAUGACGCAGAAGCCCCCGGUCAGCGGUGCCAUCAUCGGUUAUGCCCCGACACCGCAGGCCGUGCUGGCGCCCGCGGCCUGGGGCAUGGCCAUGCGCGCGCCCGUCAUGAUGGUGGCCGCAGCGCCUGCGAGGCCCAUGGUGAUGGCCUCGUCGGGCACCGGCGGCGGCAACAUCAGCAAGCGGAUGGGCCGCAGCGGCACCGGCGUGUUCCUGCCGUGGACGGUCGGGCCGAAGCGGUACAACAAGCACCUUCCGCCGCGCAUCCAGAAGCGCCGGUUCUCGGCGAUGAUGUCGCCCAUCGAGGCGCAGGGCUGAGGACCCGCCCGACGUCACGUCGCCGUCGAACCAAGUAGGACCCGAUGCAAUGAGCCACCGUUUAAUUCGUAGGGUUAUUGGAGUGUUUUUUCUCUCGUCGUCGAGGCAAAAAAAAAAGGAAAAAAAAGAAAAGAAAAGAAGAAGAAGAAGAAGAAGAAGAAGAAGAAGAAGAAGAAGAAGAAGAAGAAGAAAUGGUCAAAACGCGCGGGCAGUUGAGUUUGAACGUCUGUGUAUUUUGGUGACCUGUGUGUGUGUGUUUUUUUUUCUUUUCUCGAGGGCUUUUGGUCCGCCUGUAAUUUAGCCGGGUUUGUGACUUGUGACUUUGUGAGUGAGUAGCGGAGUUCAGAAGCGGUAGAAGAGUAUGGGUCUACUAGGGAUAGGUGAAUUCAGAAUCAGGACAGGGUUUUCCUUUUGUUUUCAUCCUUUCCCCCCUUUUUUUCCGUUCCGGGAAGAACCUGAUGGAUGUUGCCAUGCAUGCAUCUCAUGCUGAGUUUGGAGUCCUAUAUAUAUAUAGGUAAAAGAUGCAUCUUGUGUUGCUCA
Molecule: messenger RNA, 2579 nt
Organism: Sorghum bicolor (sorghum)
Lineage: Eukaryota; Viridiplantae; Streptophyta; Magnoliopsida; Poales; Poaceae
Exons: 7
Coding region: 252-2039 (595 amino acids)
Biological process (GO): mRNA catabolic process
Molecular function (GO): demethylase activity; mRNA binding
Source: RefSeq, a predicted model, not a curated record